AUGGCGCCUGCUCUGCACUCGGAUACGUAUGGUGUCGAUAUUUUAACAAGGCGAGAUCUCCAGAAUCCAAACCAUACACAGCAAGUCACUUUGGGUAUCAUUGGUGUCUAUGUUGUUGUUAUUGCUAUCCUAUGGAACGUUCCUUAUGUCCGCAUGGUCCUCUGGCCAUUCAAGAUGUUGGUCAUCGCCUUUCACGAAUUUGGUCACGCCAUCACCGUUCUUCUGACUGGAGGCCGCGUCAAGUCUAUCAGUCUUGAUCCCAACGAAGGCGGCGUAACUCACCAUAUUGGUGGCGCAAACGCUAUUGUUCUACCGGCUGGCUAUCUAGGCUCCUCCAUUAUCGGUGCCCUGCUCAUCUUUUGCGGCUUCAACAUCGUUGCCAGCAAAGUAGCCAGUAUUAUUCUUGGCGUAUGCUUCCUCCUGACUCUUUGGUGGGGAAAGCGUGAUUGGCUCACUAUCCUCACCGUUCUCUUGGCUGUUGGACUCCUCGUCGCUUGUUGGUUCAUCAAACACGCCGAAGCACUGCGUUUUGUCGUUCUCUUCAUUGGCGUUAUGUCUUCUCUCUACAGUAUUUGGGACAUUUGCGAUGACCUUAUCUUUCGGAAAGUUAAUGAGUCUGACGCCAGUGUGUUUGCAAAGCGAUAUGGUGGCUCCUCUCAGUGCUGGGGUGUCAUCUGGUCUAUUAUCUCGGUUCUUUUCAUGGCUGCCAGUAUUGUCGCUGGGUUGGCAGUAUUUACACAGUCAUUUGAGCAACAAGAGAAGGACUCACAAAAGUUCAUUCCUACUUAG
Fusarium poae is the source of this 789-nucleotide messenger RNA. RefSeq lists its product as uncharacterized. The transcript has 2 exons. The record is from RefSeq and is a predicted model, not a curated record. Lineage: Eukaryota; Fungi; Ascomycota; Sordariomycetes; Hypocreales; Nectriaceae. The coding region runs from base 1 to 789 and encodes 262 amino acids.